Molecule: messenger RNA, 1977 nt
Organism: Aureobasidium subglaciale EXF-2481
Lineage: Eukaryota; Fungi; Ascomycota; Dothideomycetes; Dothideales; Saccotheciaceae
Exons: 1
Coding region: 307-1533 (408 amino acids)
Source: RefSeq, a predicted model, not a curated record
CGACUUCUGGCCGCUGCCAAUCGUACAACCAUGUCUCGUCGGUGGCUACUCACUUUUUUCUGGUUGAAGGAUCAUAACAGUAUGCUCGAGACGCGGGAAUAUCGCGACUGGCAAUGGGUCGAUGGUGCGAAUAAACCCUGCGAUAAAUUGAGUUCACUUCUGCUGCCAUCUGACGCAAUUUACGUAUCUGCAACAACGCGGUGCGAGAUUCAGUCACGACUGCCUGGACAACGUGUUGUGGGUUGAUAUAUGGGUCUCUUGAAUUGCUUUUUUUUUCUCGACUGACUCUCCCUGGAAAACGCGGACAUGCCUGCCUGUACAAUCUGUAAUAAUCCAGGCGCGAAAAGUUGUGCAGGUUGCAAGUCGACCGCAUACUGCUCUGUAGAGUGUCAGCUCACAGAUUGGCCUCAACACAAGAUACUCUGUCGCAGCUUUCGCAACUUCGCCGAACGACCAGCCGAUCAACCCAAUGUCCGACGCGCGAUAUUCUUUCCCUGUGUGCUGCCUGACGGCAGUAGAGCUACAAAGCCGUUUCUCGUCUGGCUCGACACUGAAAUGACUCAUGGUUUUGAGAUGCCCGAUCACGAACCUUUCUUGAGGCUACCUGGCGAUGGCGACUAUGGUGGAGGCAUGCACGUCGAGAUCAUACGAGGCAACAACCUCCGCGGUGGAGUCUACAAGGAUCGCUCGCUUCAAUUGAUCACUCGUGAUUUCGUGCCUGAUGGACGAGCAUAUCAAUGCAACCAAUCCAUCAUGGGCAUCGGAGGUGGAGCUUGGAACGACUACCCUGGCCCAGUUCUGGCAACCACGAUGGCUGGUACGGACUUUGACCCCAAAUUUUACCAAGACAUCGAUCUGGUUGAUUUCAGAGAUGUCGUGGACUGGUUCCAACACUGGCGAGAAGGCUUCGGCUCAGCUGUUGAUGGUAUCGGAAGCAAUACCAAGUUUGCAAAAGAACAUGUCAUUGACAGGCUUCGUCGCAAUCUAAGAGGCAUACGUGCGAAUUGUCAAGCUGAUGUAGAUUCUGGAAGACCACCCCUCGAGGUUGUCAGUGUGCCGGCACGCUUCCCACUGUAUUCGAUUGGCGAUGCACCUACUUCUUUUUGGGAGGUACUUGAUGGACUACCCUGUCUGAUGGCCAACAUUGAGCCAUACAAAUCUUCUUCAAGAACGAACGAAGCCGCCAAGAUGAAUAGACACCCAGUCAUCGAUGCCAUGUAUACCGAUUUGAAUCCCGAGAGUCCCACCUGGGGUCAAUGCGACAAAUACUGGCGAGGAAAACAGGGAAGCUUCCUCAUCGUUGACCGUCAGCGCAACCACCUAUGGACAAGUGUCUUGCAACACUUCUACACUUUCUUCCGAGACUGGAUCAAGCCCAGAAUGGAUGAAGCUGAAUCAGUCGAGGAACGGGAAGCGUUCAUAGACUUACUCGAAAGCGAAGGUAGCGAAGAGUUCAACAGGAUGCUCGAUCUUGAUGACGAGAUCAGCGAGAAAGAUCUCAGUGAUGGAUUUAGAGACCACUUCUUCGAAUAGAUUACUUCAGAGGAAUAUCGCUUGGCUGAUGAGUCAUUUAGUGUGAUGCAUGGUCUAUCAAACGAUGUUUGAUUGUCUGACCAAAACUUCGUGGGACAUAGUUUGGGUAGUGAUGGUCCAAGUCAACAUGCCUGGCAGAUUUCCCUAAAUCUCAUAGGAGAAUUUCAAGUCACAGCAAUCUGGGCCAAAAUGUUGGCAAACACCCUUUAAACGGCCGAGAGGUUACUAGUAUACAUCGAUAGAAGUCGGGGUAUGGCUGCUGGUAAAGAGUCAGAUUUGAUAUGCGCGAUGGUGAUCAAGCAGGGUUGUCCCUACAACAAGUUUCGGCGAAAACAAAACUUGCCGAUCCGGCUUGCCCUAGCAGUAGCUCCUUAGGUCAGCUUCACUGUGGUUUACCCAGAUACCACAUUUACCAUGCUCAUACCACACAGUCGUAAUUCUAGC